Molecule: messenger RNA, 5410 nt
Organism: Ficedula albicollis (Collared flycatcher)
Lineage: Eukaryota; Metazoa; Chordata; Aves; Passeriformes; Muscicapidae
Gene: TNS4
Product: tensin 4
Exons: 14
Coding region: 172-2367 (731 amino acids)
Molecular function (GO): protein binding
Source: RefSeq, a predicted model, not a curated record
GCUCCAGGUUCUGUAGCGGCGCCGUGCAGGACUGGGGAGGAGCCCUGCAGCCCAGAUUCUUAUUCCGCUGGAGACUGGAUUGGAGACGGGGUCUGAGGUCCCUGGUGGAGGAAAGGAGGUGAGGAGGAGGUUUCCCUUGGCCUCUAAGCUGUGAAACCGGAAAACCAAACCAUGUCCCAGGUCAUAGAAUCCCACGUGCUGCGUGUUGGACAGACUGUGUGCAUUUCCUCACCGGAGGAGAGCAAGAGCCUGCGCCCUGCGGGGUGCCCAGGCUGCCCCAGGCUGCCAGGCAAGUACAUCUACUACUCCACAGAGGCCUGGACUGAGCCCCCCUCCGUGGGGCACCCCAAAACUCACCUGCUCCCCAGCGGGAGAGCACACAGAGCCCAGCCUGUGUCAGAGCAUGCUGCUCACACGCAGGGGAAGGGCCAGCAGAGUUCCUCCUGGGAGACAUCCCCUGCCCCGUGCCAGCCCAAGGAGGAGGAGAGCACCAGCGUGGACACUGAGGCUCAGCCCAUGUCGCCCUCCCUGGAUGUCACCAUAGAGACUCUCAACAAGAUGAUUCUAGAAAUUGACCCCACCUUCCAGCCACUGCCCUGCAGGCCGGUGAAGGAUGCAGCCCCGCCUGCUGCUCAGGGUGACACGGUGGCCACCAAGAAGCAGGAGCUGGAGGCAAUAGACAUCAAGUACAUAGAGCUGACACCGGGCAGAGCCAUGGGGCCCGACCUGCCACAGGGCUCCCCCAGCCCUUCGGGCACCCCCUUCUCCAGGUCCCCUCAGGCCAGCACCUUCCUGCCCCAAAAAGGGGCACUGGGAGGCAAAUACAGCACCAGUGACAGUGUGGUUUUCUCCAGCCCACCCGGACCCUCGAGCCCCCAGCUGGCUGCUCUGGGCUGCAGCAAAGCAUCCGAGAGCAGCAGUGCAGCCUGGCAGUGCCUGGCAGGAUACACGGACCCAGCCUCCUGCAGCCCUGGUGCCCUCAGCACCUCUCCAGGUGCUGACAACCUGCUGAAGCCCGUGCAGGUGUUGAGGGCCCAGCAGAGGGGCAGCUGGGUGUCCCAGCUCUCCACCAGCCCUGGCUCUGACACCAGCUACAUGCUGGGCAGCAGCACCCACUCGCUCCACAACGAGGAUGUGGAUGGUUCAGCUGCUGCCUCCCCAUCCACCGCCAGUUCCCUGGGCAGCCCCUGCUCCCCCUCCUCUGGCAUCGUGUCUCACUCCAGCGAAGCUUUUGCCCAGAGCCCUCCACACCCCCGGGCAGGCAGCUCCCCCAGCUCCAGCACCUCCCUGGCCCAGAAGGGCCAGGCCAGCAGCUGCCCCCCCUCCAUCCUCACCUCUGCUGCUGACAUCCCGGUGCUGCUGGUGAACGGGUGUUUGGAGCACGGAGAUGGAACCUCCCUGCUGGCCAGAGCCCCCCCCAGCUCUGCCUCACAGCCCCCCCUGCCCAGCUCCAGCGCAGCCCCCCGGCUUGGGGGUCUGAACAACGCCCUGUCAGCACCUGCUCUCAGCUGCCUCUCGGACAGUCCCCUGAAGGCUGGGCAGCCCACCAUGAAGUUUGUGAUGGACACAUCAAAAUACUGGUUCAAGCCAAGCAUCAGCAGGGACCGAGCAAUCCAGUUGCUGAGGGACAAGGAGCCGGGCACGUUCCUCGUGAGGGACAGCACCUCAUUCCGGGGCUCCUUCGGACUGGCCAUGAAGGUUCCUGGCUCUCCAUCCAGCAGCCAGACAGGUGAGGAGAACAGUGACCUCGUCCGGCACUUCCUCAUCGAGUCCUCCACCAAAGGGGUUCACCUGAAAGGUGCCAGUGAGGAGCUGUAUUUUGGAAGCCUCUCUGCCUUUGUCUACCAGCACUCCAUCACCCCGCUGGCGCUGCCCUGCAAGCUCAGCAUCCCCACUCGAGAUCUCGCUGAUGGAGAGGACAGCCCUGACUGUGCCCCUGAAUCUGCACUGUCCCUGGCCAGGAGAACUGCAGUGUGCAAUGUCCUGUACCUCAACUCGGUGAAUGUGGAGACAUUGACAGGAGCCCCAGCCAUCCUGAAAGGCAUCUCCUGCACCCUGGAGCUGGAAACGCUGCCCACCCCCAUCCUGGUGCACUUCAGGGUGACGGAGCAGGGCGUCACGCUGACCGAUGUCCAGAGGAAGGUUUUUUUCAGGCGACACUACCCCUUGGCUGCCAUCAGGUUCUGUGGGAUGGACCCUGAGAACAGAAAGUGGCAGAAGUACUGCAAGUCCUCCAGAAUCUUUGGGUUCGUGGCCAAAAGCCAGACAGACUCGGAGAACCUCUGUCACCUGUUUGCAGAGUACGACACCGUGCAGCCAGUGUCCCUCGUCAUCGACCUGCUCCACCAGCUCCUGCCCAGCCCAUAGGGACAGAACCCUGGCACACUCAGGGCCAGCAGCUGCCCACACACUGCUGAGCUUCUCCUGCUCCCCUUCUCCUGCUUCUGGGUUGCAUUGGCAACAGCAUGUAUUUAGACUUUUUUGUUGUGCACGGUCACAUCAGGAGUCUCAGCUAAAGACGUUUGUGCUCUGGGGUGAGAUGCUCCUCUGAGCCUCUCCGUGGGGCACUGGCUGCCCUGGGGAAGGGACCAGAGCUGCCCAGCAGGGACAGGAGCUGUGCUCUUACGGAACAACUGUCCCUCAGCUGGACCAUCUGCUCUGAAGGACCACAGUGCUCUGGCUGGGGUUUGUACCAGCCAUGAAGUCCCCUCUUCUUGGGGUGUCUGGGCUGAGGGAGGUCAUGGAGCUGAGCUGAGCUCCCACCACUGGGGACACAGCCCUGAUGCCCCAGUGCUGUGAGAGGGAAAAUCUAGGGGAGGAAUCACCCCCUGAGCAGCAGAAAGAGGCAGCUUUGCCAAUCAAAGUGUAUAAAAUUACUAAGUCCUGCUGGAAACGUGCUUCCCUCAAGGAGCAAGCAGCAUCCACAGGCAGGAAUGACAGAGCAGUGCAUUUUUCCUGGUGCUGGGAAAUUCUCCUGCCCUUUUACACAACGCAGGGUUGCGGACGGGCUCGACCUCCCAGCACUACAGAGAGCUGGGAGAUAAAUGGUGACAUUUUCAUGACAGGGAAACAUUGGGUUUUUGGAAAUUACUUGCCGAAUUUGGGCCGGAUUCUCAGAUGACGUAAAUUGGCAGGGCCUCGAGGAAGAUGGUUCUGCUGUGAUCUGCAGCAGCUGAAGGGUCAGCUCGUGCUGUAGCUCAGAGCAGAAGGUGGCUCUGAGGCCACUGCACUCCUCUCUACCUUAGUUCUCAUUUGGUGCCUCUGCGUUGGUUUAAUUCUGGUCCCUAUGUUAACAAACCCUCUCGGGUAUUUUCAAUAAAGCUGUAGAACAUUUCUCCUGCACCACAAGGAUAGCAGCAACGGAGAUGCUCUGCUCCAGAACAGGUGAACAGAUGCACCCAUGGCAGAGUCCCUCUGUUCCAGCCAGGCUGUGGAGCAGGUCCAGCUGUGGCCAGCCUUGGCAAUGACCAAACCAGGUAUUGGGGUCACUGUGGGUGGAGUACCUGGAGGAGACAGGAGCAGCUUUGUCCCCAUUGUCCCUCUGCUCUGAGCUCUGCUCAGCCACCUGCAGGGUGCUGGUGCCCAGGGGAUCCAGCUCAUCCCCAUAGUUUUGCAGGGACCAGGGGACUGCAGCUCCCCAAGGUCACAGGCAGCUCGGGCUGUGGGACCUCAACCCUGAGACCCUGGGGCAGCCCCAGGACCCCCAGAGCUGGACUGUGCUGUGGCUAUCAUGUUGCUGGUCAGGAUCAGCAGCAGGGAAUGGGGACAGGCAAAGGCUUUGGCUCCAGGUGAUGCUCUGGGGAGUCGUGCUGCCCACCGAGCCUCGCCAGCCCUGGUAGCCAUCAGCACAGGGCCAAGGCACGGGACCAGGCUCGAGGAGCACUGGUGUCAGCCCUGGUCCAGAGGCUGCUUGGCCGUGCCAGCAGAUUUCAGGGCUGUCUGUAUUGGCUGUGGCCACCUCCAGCCCCAUCCUGGCAGUGUUUGCAUAACACCAGCACCGCCAGCUGCCUGGCUCCAGUAACCAGAGCAUCAGGUUGGCACCAGCCCCGAUGGCACUGCCAGCCCUGGGAGCCACCAAAGGGACUGUGAACUCCUGGGCCUUGACCCCAGGCAGCACUGCCUGCAGGCACUGGGAGAGAGCCAAGCCAUGACCAGGAAGUGUGUGAUUGUCACAAUUCCUGUGCCUGGGCAUCUCCCAUCUGCAUCCUGACACCUCCCAAAACACCCAGCGGGGCUGGAGAUGCCCCAUGCACCCUGGCACCAGCAGGCACCCGCACAUGUGCCUCGGGCUGUGGCUUGUCAAGGCCAGCAGCACUGCCUGGCCACGAGCCCAUGGCCCUGGAGCAGCCAGUGCCUGUCCCUGUGUGCCCCUGAACUUUGAAGCCAGUCCAGGGUCCCCUCUCCAGCCUGGCACCGUCUCCGGCCCCGCCACUUCUCCUGGCGCUGUGACAAUCCUCUCGGUGGCACCGGUGGAGACACUGAGCUGGGAGUCAUGAGGAAGCAAGAAAAAAAUUUGUUUCCCACCUCCUCCCUACUCAGUGAAGUUCUUCCAGAGGCUUGUGGGCUCCUGGGUUUCCAGGGCUGCAGAACCCCAAGCCCAGUGCAGGACCAGGAGACCAGGUCCUUGGGCAGAGGUGGUGACCAGAGCUUGUCCCCCCACCCCAGCCCCCUCACUCCUGCUCUGUCUCCCUCCUCUCCCAUAAUUUAAAGCCAUAAAAGACAAAACACACUCGAUAGAAACACAUCAAAUAAUGGGAAAUUAAAUACAGUAAUUACCUUUUUUGAGGAUACAAAGGUUCAAGUGUACUGUAAAAGGUCGGUGCUACAUGGUAAUCUGAUGGGUUUGGCUUGGCCCAGGAGGGACAGACAGGGACCCCUUGGGCACCAGGGGACACGCUGGGGAUGGGGGACACUGGUACAUGGUGGUGUGUAAAUACAGCCCUAAACUACAGGAGAGAUGCUACGAAAUGCUGGAGCCCUCGAAGCAGGACAUAGAAUGUGCCCUGGUGCAUCAGCAUUGCUAGGAGCCCCCAAAGCAGGAAAGGUUCUGCUGGGCCUGCCCUGGGGCACGCAGGGAGUGACACACUGGCAGUGCCACUGCACUGUGUCCUGCUGUGGACAGGGGGCUUGGCACUGGGACUGGGCCCAGGAAUCCCUUCCUUGGUGCAGAGGGGCUGAGGGGUGGCUGGGGCAGGGACCCCCCUCCCCAUGGGAGCCAUCCUGGCAAAGUGACUCGGUUUAGAAGUUGUGUGUAAGCAGGGCCACGGGCAGCCAGGGCAGGCAGGGAUCUGGCAGGGCACAGGGCAGGCAGGGGAGCAGGAGGGCAGAGGGUGUUUCACUAAAACUGAAACACUUCAUUCCCAUCGGGGGGCCUUGGACAGGACAAAUCCACAUGGAAAACCAAAACCGA